This is a messenger RNA of Gorilla gorilla gorilla (western lowland gorilla), 1402 nucleotides long. It is a transcript of the gene NQO2, whose product is annotated as N-ribosyldihydronicotinamide:quinone dehydrogenase 2. The transcript has 9 exons. The coding region runs from base 607 to 1302 and encodes 231 amino acids. Lineage: Eukaryota; Metazoa; Chordata; Mammalia; Primates; Hominidae. The record is from RefSeq and is a predicted model, not a curated record. Gene Ontology annotation, molecular function: NAD(P)H dehydrogenase (quinone) activity. Gene Ontology annotation, cellular component: cytosol.
UCGGCGUGGUAGGCGCGCUGCGGAAAGAGGCCUGCAGUCCCGCGGGGCGGGGCAGGUUCCGGGCUGCUUAGGUUGGCACCGGUCCGUGGUCCCCGGGGGCGCAGUCGCAGCGCUCCCGCCCUCCAGGCGUCUGCGAGUGCGCGGCCCUGUGCGUCCGGAACCUGGCGCAACUCCUAGAGCGGUCCUUGGGGUGACGCGGGUCCCAGUCCUGCGGCUCCUACUGGGGCGUGCGCUGGUCUGAAGCUUUAGGUUCAUUCUUGUAAGUGUUGCUGGUGUCAGAAUAGGAACCUCCCUGCGCUUUGAAUGGAUGAAUGUGACCUCUCCCACAUUCUCCGGUGCUGUGAUGUACCUUAAACACAGCAAGGGCACCUGGCCUGGGUGGAGCCCACUCCUCAGCACCCACCUCACUUCUUGCAGUAUUCUGCAGACCCCAGCCCUGUGCCUGUGCUCCUGGACAGCUGGAGAUAAGGAGUGGGCCUUGGAAGAUGCUCAUUCAGGCCCUGCUCAAGAUUCCAGUCCUGAUUGCUGGACUCGCUGAAGAGAGACUACGCAGGAAAGCCCCAGCCACCCAUCAAAUCAGAGAGAAGGAAUCCAUCUUCUUACGCUAUGGCAGGUAAGAAAGUACUCAUUGUCUAUGCACACCAGGAACCCAGGUCUUUCAACGGAUCCUUGAAGAAUGUGGCUGUAGAUGAACUGAGCAGGCAGGGCUGCACCGUCACAGUGUCUGAUUUGUAUGCCAUGAACUUUGAGCCGAGGGCCACAAACAAAGAUAUCACUGGUACUCUUUCUAAUCCUGAGGUUUUCAAUUAUGGAGUGGAAACCCACGAAGCCUACAAGCAAAGGUCUCUGGCUAGCGACAUCACUGAUGAGCAGAAAAAGGUUCGGGAGGCUGACCUAGUGAUAUUUCAGUUCCCACUGUACUGGUUCAGCGUGCCGGCCAUCCUGAAGGGCUGGAUGGAUAGGGUGCUGUGCCAGGGCUUUGCCUUUGACAUCCCAGGAUUCUACGAUUCCGGUUUGCUCCAGGGUAAAUUAGCGCUCCUUUCCGUAACCACGGGAGGCACGGCCGAGAUGUACACGAAGACAGGAGUCAAUGGAGAUUCUCGAUACUUCCUGUGGCCACUCCAGCAUGGCACAUUACACUUCUGUGGAUUUAAAGUCCUUGCCCCUCAGAUCAGCUUUGCUCCUGAAAUUGCAUCCGAAGAAGAAAGAAAGGGGAUGGUGGCUGCGUGGUCCCAGAGGCUGCAGACCAUCUGGAAGGAAGAGCCCAUCCCCUGCACGACCCACUGGCACUUCGGGCAAUAACUCUGUGGCACGUGGGCAUCAUGUAAGCAGCACACUAGGAGGCCCAGGCGCAGGCAAAGAGAAGAUGGUGCUGUCAUGAAAUAAAAUUACAACAUAGCUA